UCAACAUUUCGUCACUCUCAGUCUCAGUUCAUGUAAAUAUUGACAAUCAACAGCCGCGACUAUUCUCACAAGUUCAUCUUCCAUUGUACAGUACUCUGCCCCUUUCUUCAGCAACAUCAACAGUACCGACAAGCAACCGUAAAUCACUCACCAUGGCUCCGUAUCAAUCACCGGCCGCCCGGUCACAAGCUGGUCCAUCAGGUUCCCGUGGCACUGCGCGUCCAAUAGGACGACCAACACUCGCGGGAAAAGGUCUUCUUGGAGGGGGUUCGAAGUUUGCUCCUGGACGAGGAAAGGGCGCGAAGGGUUUGGGUCUGGGAAAGGGAUCGAAGAGGUCUCGAAAGAUCGUUAAGGACACCAUUCAAGGUGUUACUAAAGGUGAUAUCAGACGUCUCGCUCGUCGUGGUGGUGUCAAGCGUAUCUCUGGUGGCAUUUACGAUGAAGUACGCCUUCAAUUGAGGAAGCGACUUGAGGACAUUCUGAAGGUUACUGUUGUGGUCGUUGAGUACCAGAACAGAAAGACCGUCACUGUUAUGGACGUAUGUUAUUUAAUAUCUGGCAAAAUUACACCGGUUUGGCACAUACUGAUGCAUGUACUUAGGUUGUGUUCGCGCUCAAGCGUCUAGGCCGCCCCAUUUAUGGCUUCGAUACUGACAGCUACGAUGCCAGUAGAAAAGUCAAGAAGGCGACCCGCUAACCGAUUCCAACGGGAUUUGGCUUUGAAUCUUGACGAACGAACCACGACAAAACCAUCAGCUACGAGAGCUUCUGCCUUUGACAACGUCGAUACGACAUGUCUCUCGGACACUGGGACACGAACCCUUCUUGCCUCUGCGUACGAAGGUUCUCUGCUUACCGACGCUCUUCAAGUGACCGUCAGCGUAUGUCGUGGUACAUAUGGUUGCUGAACACGGCAUUCUUGAAUUUGUUUGCUUUUGCACUCUUUGGCAUGCAAGAUGCCUGUACAUAUUUUUUGCCCGGAGUUUGGAGUGCUUUUACGUCUAGCUAUGGAGCAGAUGACUGGAAUGGGAGGUUUGCCUGUAAGCGUGGGAUAUCCACGGUCAUAUGAAGGAUGGGACGGGAAGGAUACCUUUCGGUCAGCUUUCAUGAAAUGGAAUGAUCAAGGAAACAUGCUUCUACUUGCCUCCAUUCUGCAUUUUCUCAAAUGUGAGUUUGGAACUUCGAA
Cadophora gregata is the source of this 1186-nucleotide messenger RNA. RefSeq lists its product as uncharacterized. The record is from RefSeq and is a predicted model, not a curated record. Gene Ontology annotation, biological process: nucleosome assembly. Lineage: Eukaryota; Fungi; Ascomycota; Leotiomycetes; Helotiales; Ploettnerulaceae. The coding region runs from base 153 to 626 and encodes 157 amino acids. The transcript is spliced from 5 exons. Gene Ontology annotation, molecular function: structural constituent of chromatin; protein heterodimerization activity; DNA binding.